This is a messenger RNA of Plasmodium malariae, 477 nucleotides long. RefSeq names its product cytochrome b5, putative. Gene Ontology annotation, cellular component: membrane; intracellular membrane-bounded organelle. The record is from RefSeq and is a predicted model, not a curated record. The transcript is spliced from 3 exons. Gene Ontology annotation, molecular function: heme binding. Lineage: Eukaryota; Apicomplexa; Aconoidasida; Haemosporida; Plasmodiidae. The coding region runs from base 1 to 477 and encodes 158 amino acids.
AUGGCUGUUAAAAUAUUAAAAGUAAUUGAUGAUAGGGACCUACAAAAGCUACAAAACGAAUCGAAGUGCUGUAUAAUAGUGAACGGUUUGGUGUUUGACGUCACUUCGUUUUAUGAACAUCCAGGCGGGUAUGACCUUUUUAAAGAGUACGAAGGAAAAGACGCAACAGCAGCUUUCAACGAAAUAGGCCAUUCUGUUAAUGCAAAAAAAUUGAUGAAGAACUAUUUAAUUGGAAUAAUGAAAAAUUCUGAUAGAUACAAAAAUAAGAUAAAUACAAGAAUGGUAGAAGACAAAGUAGAAUAUAUCGAAUAUUCUGCGCAAGAUGAAGAAGAGGGUGAGGAAACUGCAGCAAUUAAGCCUGAGCUGGAUCAAACGAAAGAUAAAGUUGCCGAUGCAGAAAAAGUAAAUUAUCCCAUGGUUUCCCUCAUUAUCCUUCUCUUCAGCAUUGCUUAUUAUUAUUUGUUUUUAAAGGGGUAA